Molecule: messenger RNA, 1497 nt
Organism: Corticium candelabrum
Lineage: Eukaryota; Metazoa; Porifera; Homoscleromorpha; Homosclerophorida; Plakinidae
Exons: 9
Coding region: 169-1257 (362 amino acids)
Cellular component (GO): cytoplasm
Molecular function (GO): glycerophospholipase activity; metal ion binding
Source: RefSeq, a predicted model, not a curated record
CGUUCGACUCGAGCUUGAAUCCUUUUUGUUGACAACAAACGCAAGUUGCCAUUACAUUCAACUGUACUGAUACACAGUACAUGUCACACCGGAUCUAAGACAAAGGCCUGGAUCUAGAAGACUCGUCUAGUGAUACGUCUAUCGGAAAUUGGCUAGACUCUGCACUGCAUGUGUUUUGCUACAACUAUGAAUGCAACUCCCAUCAAAAGCUGUAAAAGAAGUGCAUCAACGGAUGAGAACGGAAGAGAAAAUUCUGCAGCAAAAUUCCUCAAACUAAAUGGUCCUUCAAAGCAUCUCGUACUAUUAGUACAUGGCAUUGGUCAAGGUCUCGACAAAGAUGCCAACAUGGAUAAAACUCUGAAGAAGUUGCAAGAUGCGCUUCAAACAGCAAGGAUAAACAAAAAAAUGAAGAAAGAAGAGUGCGUAAUGGAGAUUCGAGCUGUAGAGUGGCGAAAUAACCUACCAUUGGAAGACGAAGCUUUGCGGAAAUGUGCUAUUGGUGAGAAAAUUCCACAUUUAAGAGACGCAAUAAACCUUGGAUUGAGUGACGUCCUCUACUAUCAAGAUCCUGUUCAUGCCAAAUCAAUUGUCACUCAAGUUUCGCGUGAGAUGAACAGACAGUACAAAAAGUUUCUUGACGAAGAGGACCUGACGUCUUGUCCAGUGUCAGUGUUAGCUCAUUCUCUGGGGAGUGUCAUUGUCUAUGACAUCUUGACGGCUCAGUCUGUUGGCUUUCCAUCUCAAAUGAGAGGAUCAGCACCAACACCAGAUGCUAGUGACAAGUUAGAAUUUGAAGUUGACAAUUUUUUUGCCAUUGGUUCUCCUCUUGGAUUGUUCUUGACGAUCAGAGGUGUUGCUACCGACCGUUAUCGUAAAAGAAAUGGCGUCGAGUCACGUGUGUUCUCCUCGAUUCCGCGGACAGUCUGCAGACAUAUGCACAACAUCUUUCAUCCCGAAGAUGCCAUAGCUUACAAGUGGGAUACCUUGGAACCAACUCAGGAUACAACAGACAAUCCAGGAAUGGAUUCUGAAGGAUAUGACAUUAAGCUGGCUGAAACCAAAAUAGAAAUAAAAUUUCUAGGGAAAGUGGGAAAAGCACUAGGGGGAGUGAUUCAAGCACUAGGGAAAGUGGAAGAAGCACUCCCCAGCAAUGUAAAGAAAGUGCUAGAUUUCGCAAAAGCUCGGAAAGCUCACAAGUUCUACUGGAAGUCAACAAAACUUAUGGAGACGGUCUUGGAUAAAGUCUUCUCUGGAUAGCGAACACACUAACAACCAUAAACAAAUUGUCAAUUUGCUUCCAAGAAGAUAGACUGCACUGCGAUUGUUUAAUAGUUGCUAUGCAUGAUGUAGCUCAAGCUAGAGAAAUGCCGUUGCAAUCGAUAGUGAUAGCAUUGCUGCCUGCGAAGAUGAUCUGUCUUGUUUGUUUGACGGAGUAGAUCCUGUCCAAUACUCAGAAUGCCAAAAAAUUCACGUGGCUGUCAGGUUUGAUCACACGUU